AUGAAAGAUCCUGGGAGCUUCCAAAUUCCUUGCAUCAUAGGGGAUAUAAGCAUUGAGAAGGCAUUGUGUGAUCUGGUAGCUAGCAUUAACCUUAUGUCCUUGGCCAUGAUGAAAAGAAUGAGAAUUGAAGAGGCCAAACUAACAAGAAUGGCACUCCAAUUAGCUGACAGAACAUUCAAAUUCCCUCAUGGUGUGGUGGAAGAUUUGUUGGUAAAGGUGGGAGAGUUUAUCUUCCCAGCUGACUUUGUUGUGUUUGAUAUGGAGGAAGAGGCUAACACAUCAAUUAUCUUGGGAAGGCCAUUCCUAGCUACUGCUAGAGCUAUAAUUGAUGUACAAAAGGGAGAGCUAGUCUUGAGACUGCUUGAAGAGAAGAUGGUAUUCAAUGUUUUCAAGGCAAUGAUCUAUCCAAAGGAGUCCAUUGGUGAAUGCAUGAUGGUAGACACAAUGGAGAAGCUAGUCCAAGGUGUCCUAGAAGAAGAACAAUGUGAAGAAAUUAUGGAGCUUGAUCAACAAGCAUCAUGUGGUGAAUUACCACAAGAAAUCAUACAAGACUCAAUCAUGAUGGAGAAGACAAGCAAAAAGGAAGUGGAGGCACCAAGGUUGGAGUUGAAGACUCUGCCUCCAAGCUUGAAGUAUGCCUACUUGGGUGACAACAACGCAUACCCAAUAAUCAUCAACUCAAGCUUGAGUAAAGAGUAA
Messenger RNA from Arachis ipaensis, 699 nucleotides. NCBI's taxonomy places the organism in Eukaryota, Viridiplantae, Streptophyta, Magnoliopsida, Fabales, Fabaceae. The record is from RefSeq and is a predicted model, not a curated record.